AUGUCUGCAACAUCAACCUACACACCUAUAGAUUUAACCAGAUCCCCAGCGAGAGGACGUAAUAGUAGAAGUCUAAGCGAAGUAAUAACAAUAGAAGAUGACAGUUCACCCAUGCGAACGCCUGAACGAAUAACAAUUCAACCGGCGCGAAGGAUGCCCUCGAUACACCGGACAAGUAACCCCACACCUUCCUUUUCCCCUGCAGACAGUUUUGAAAGCGGACUGAGUAACAAUCCUUCAAGAUUGAAUUUCGGUGCAGUGUUAACACAAACAAUUGUCGGCUUAUUCUACCCUUAUCAUGGGAAUCUGCAUGCGCAACCACCACCACAUAAUCCUUCGAGGCCAACAUCAACACGCUCUCGCCGUGAAGGCACACCGAACAUAGCAUAUGACAAUUCUGAAGUGGUAUGUCUGCCAAAUCCUCCCUCCCGAAAACAACCAGAAGAUAAACCGCCUAAACCCGGACAUGUCGUGGAUCUUGAUGAAACCAAAAUAUUAGUAUGUUGUGACUGCGAUCAGGUGUUAGGAGAGAAAUUGUGGACAUUAAAAUGCGGACAUAUUAUUUGUGGUGGAUGUGCUGAUAAUUCUAAUAAUUUAAAGAACAAAGUGUGUCCGAGUUGUGGAAUGAAAACAAGAACGACUCACUUACAACAGCUUUAUGUAUAA
Paraglomus occultum is the source of this 666-nucleotide messenger RNA. NCBI's taxonomy places the organism in Eukaryota, Fungi, Glomeromycota, Glomeromycetes, Paraglomerales, Paraglomeraceae. The record is from the annotation of a GenBank genome assembly.